UUGCUGAGUGAUCUACUAGAUAAGUCUACAAAGGAUAAGCUAAAAAGAAACAAUAUGGCCAAAGCACCAGCCGUAGGUAUUGAUUUGGGGACAACGUACUCAUGCGUGGGUGUAUUCCAGCAUGGAAAGGUAGAAAUUAUCGCCAACGACCAGGGCAACAGGACCACGCCCUCAUAUGUCGCGUUCACAGACACCGAGCGUCUCAUCGGAGAUGCUGCCAAGAACCAGGUGGCGAUGAACCCAAACAACACCAUCUUCGAUGCAAAACGUCUUAUUGGCCGCAAAUUCGAAGAUGCCACCGUACAAGCUGACAUGAAACACUGGCCUUUUGAAGUUGUCAGUGAUGGUGGCAAGCCAAAGAUUAAGGUAUCAUACAAGGGUGAAGAUAAGACCUUCUUCCCUGAAGAAGUAAGCUCAAUGGUGCUUACAAAAAUGAAGGAAACAGCCGAGGCCUACCUUGGCAAAACGGUGCAGAAUGCAGUAAUUACGGUUCCAGCGUACUUCAAUGACUCACAGCGACAGGCCACAAAAGAUGCAGGUACCAUUUCUGGUCUGAACGUUCUCCGUAUCAUCAAUGAACCGACUGCUGCUGCGAUUGCAUACGGUCUUGACAAAAAGGGAGGUGGAGAACGUAAUGUACUUAUUUUCGACCUUGGCGGCGGUACCUUCGAUGUGUCCAUCUUGACCAUCGAGGAUGGUAUCUUCGAAGUAAAAUCGACCGCCGGUGACACUCACUUGGGAGGUGAGGACUUUGACAACCGCAUGGUUAACCACUUUGUACAGGAGUUCAAGAGGAAGUACAAAAAGGACCUCACCACCAAUAAGAGGGCACUCCGUAGGCUUAGAACUGCUUGUGAGAGAGCAAAGAGGACUCUGUCUUCUUCAACUCAAGCUAGCAUUGAAAUAGAUUCUCUCUUUGAGGGAAUUGACUUCUACACAUCCAUAACCAGAGCUCGUUUUGAGGAAUUGAACGCUGACUUAUUCCGGUCCACCAUGGAGCCUGUGGAGAAGUCCCUCCGUGACGCCAAAAUGGACAAGUCCCAGAUUCACGACAUCGUACUUGUCGGUGGAUCCACUCGUAUUCCCAAAGUACAGAAGCUCCUGCAGGACUUCUUCAACGGUAAGGAGCUGAACAAAUCCAUCAACCCAGACGAGGCCGUUGCGUACGGCGCAGCUGUCCAGGCUGCCAUUCUGCACGGUGACAAGUCCGAGGAGGUCCAGGACCUGCUGCUGCUCGACGUCACCCCAUUGUCGCUCGGUAUCGAGACCGCCGGUGGAGUCAUGACCACCCUUAUUAAGCGUAACACUACCAUCCCAACGAAGCAGACUCAAACUUUCACCACCUACUCGGACAACCAACCUGGUGUGCUCAUCCAAGUGUUUGAAGGUGAGCGUGCCAUGACAAAAGACAACAACCUCCUUGGUAAAUUCGAACUCACAGGCAUCCCACCUGCACCACGUGGUGUCCCACAAAUUGAGGUCACCUUCGAUAUUGACGCCAAUGGUAUUCUUAAUGUAUCUGCUGUCGAGAAAUCAACCAACAAGGAGAACAAGAUCACCAUCACCAAUGACAAGGGCCGUCUGUCCAAGGAGGAGAUCGAGCGCAUGGUCAAUGAGGCCGAAAGAUACAGAAAUGAAGACGAAAAACAGAAGGAGACCAUCCAAGCUAAAAACGCUCUAGAGUCUUACUGUUUCAACAUGAAGUCAACCAUGGAGGAGGAAAAACUGAAGGACAAGAUUUCAGAGUCCGACAAGCAGACCAUCUUGGACAAGUGCAACGACACCAUCAAAUGGCUGGAUUCCAACCAGCUGGCUGAUAAGGAGGAGUAUGAACACAAGCAGAAGGAGUUGGAGGGUAUUUGCAAUCCCAUCAUCACAAAGUUGUACCAGAGCGCGGGCGGAGCACCCGGAGGAAUGCCUGGCGGUAUGCCUGGCUUCCCUGGCGGAGCCCCGGGUGCUGGUGCAGCCCCCGGUGGAGGCGCCGGACCCACCAUCGAGGAGGUUGAUUAA
This is a messenger RNA of Parnassius apollo (apollo), 2010 nucleotides long. The record is from the annotation of a GenBank genome assembly. NCBI's taxonomy places the organism in Eukaryota, Metazoa, Arthropoda, Insecta, Lepidoptera, Papilionidae.